GUGUUUUCAGUCUCUCCGGGUUGCAUGUACUGUAUGUGGAGCAGUGUACAGUGGAGCGGAGGCAGCGCGGCUCCGCGAGCUCCUCUCCACUUUCCCAUAGAGAGCCCCUGACUGGCCGCUGAGGGCGAGCCACACACACGCCCUCGCGCCGCGGCGAGCCCGCGAGGUCGAUAUCAUACGACAAAGGCUUUGCUGCAGUUCAUCUUCCUUCCUGUGUACCUCCCAUUUACCUUCCAGGAAUCCUGCUGCAUCACAGAAGCUGGAGAUUCUGAUGUUCCAUUGAAAUCACAAUGGAAAGUCUUGACCUGACUGGUCACAGUAAUGAAAGGCAGUAAUAGAAAUAAAGAUCAUUCAACAGAAGGAGAAGGGGCCGGAAAACGACCAAAACGGAAGUGUCUUCAGUGGCAUCCGUUGCUAGCCAAGAAACUUCUGGACUUUUCAGAAGAGGAGGAGGAAGACGAGGAAGAGGAAGAUAUUGAUAAAGUUCAACUUCUUGAGGCGGAUGGCCUAGAGCAAGAUGUUGGUGAGACUGAAGAUGAUGAGUCACCAGAGCAGCGAGCCCGGAGACCAAUGAAUGCAUUUCUUUUAUUUUGCAAGCGCCAUCGCUCCCUUGUCCGACAGGAACACCCAAGGCUUGAUAACCGAGGUGCUACCAAGAUACUAGCUGAUUGGUGGGCUGUUCUUGAUCCAAAGGAAAAGCAGAAAUAUACAGACAUGGCCAAGGAGUAUAAAGAUGCAUUUAUGAAAGCAAAUCCUGGCUACAGAUGGUGCCCUACCACAAACAAGCCUGUGAAGUCGCCAACACCCACUGUCAAUCCACGGAAGAAACUUUGGGCCUUUUCAUCUGACUCUUCAAGAGACUUGCCAACCCCCAAAAAGGCAAAGACAGAAGAAGUUCCUCAGCUUAACUUUGGAAUGGCAGAUCCUACUCAGAUGGGCGGCCUGAGCAUGUUGCUGCUAGCUGGAGAACAUGCUCUUGGAACACCAGAGGCAUCCUCUGGAACUUGCAGGCCUGAUAUUUCAGAGUCACCUGAGUUGCGUCAGAAGUCACCAUUGUUUCAGUUUGCAGAGAUAUCCUCAAGAACAUCGCACCCGGAUGCUCCUUCAAAACAGUGUCAAGCCUCAGCAUUGUUUCAGUUUGCAGAGAUCUCUUCAAGCACUUCGCAGUUGGGUGGCACUGAGCCUGUGAAACGCUGUGGAAAUUCUGCACUCUUUCAACUGGCAGAGAUGUGUCUGGCAUCAGAGGGGGUGAAAAUGGAAGACACAAAACUAAUAAAAUCAAAAGAAUCAGAUGGAGGAAGAAUUGAGGAAAUGGAGAAAGGGAAGGAAGAGAGAGACAUAAAAGUGGAGAAAGCCAUUGAAACUGCGUUCCAGAAGGAAGCAGAAUUCGGCAAGUCAGCUAAGGGCAACAUAAGAGAGUGUAAGGACUUAAGAGACAGCGAACAGCUACAGAUGGAUAAUGUAAUGGCCAUCAAAGUGGAAGACCCCAAAGAAAUUAGAAGGGAGUCAGAGGAUGAUCAGAAAUACAGUCACUUCCCUGAUUUUUCUUACUCUGCCAGUAGCAAGAUAAUAAUCAGUGAUGUCCCCAGUAGAAAGGAUCACAUGUGCCACCCUCACGGAAUUAUGAUCAUUGAGGACCCCACCACGCUAAACAAACCAGAAAAGAUAAAAAAGAAAAAGAAGAAAAACAAACUGGAUCGACAUGGAAAUGACAGAUCCACUCCCAAGAAGACCUGCAAGAAGAGGCAGUCUUCAGAAUCUGACAUUGAGAGUGUCAUGUACACCAUCGAAGCUGUGGCAAAAGGAGAUUGGGGUGUUGACAAACUUGGAGAAACCCCAAGAAAGAAAGUCCGCACCUCCUCAAGUGGCAAGGGAGGCAUUUUGGAUGCCAAGCCACCAAAGAAAAAAGUGAAAUCCAAGGAGAAGAAGGUUUCCAAGGAGAAGUGCUCAGACAUCACCAAAGAGUCUCGACCUCCAGACUUCCUUAACAUUUCUGCCAGCAAGAGUGUUCAUGCGGAGGUGCCAGAGAGCAUAAAAGCAGAACCCUUGACCCCUACCGAGGAUGCACUGCCACCUAGCCUACCAGGACAGGCUAAGCCUGAGGAUAGUGACUGUCACAGAAAAACAGAGACCUGUGGCUCCAGGAAAUCUGAGAGGUCUUGCAAAGGUGCUCUUUAUAAAACCCUGGUGUCCGAGGGCAUGCUCACCUCCCUGCGAGCUAAUGUUGAUAGAGGGAAACGAAGCUCAGGAAAAGGAAACUCCUCUGAUCAUGAAGGGUGUUGGAGUGAAGAGAGCUGGACAUUUAAUCAGAGUGGGGCCAGUGGGAGCAAGAAGUUUAAGAAGAAGCUAAGGGAAGACUCCUUCCUUGGUUCUGCAAAGCUGGAUGAGGAAUUCGAAAAGAAAUUCAACAGCCUCCCUCAAUAUAGUCCUAUCACAUUUGACCGGAAAUGUGUAUCUAUUCCAAGAAAAAAGAAGAAGACUGGAAACAUGUCCUCAGAAUCGACUAAAACCAGCAAAGGUCCUUUCCAGUCUCAGAAAAAGAACUUAUUCCACAAAAUUGUCAGCAAAUAUAAGCACAAAAAGGAGAAGCCUAAUGUUCCAGAAAAAGGAAGUGGGGAUAAAUGGUCACACAAGCAAUUUUUCUUGGAUGCCAUUCACCCUACAGAAGCCAUAUUUUCAGAAGAUAAAAACACCACAGAGCCUGCUUAUAAGGUUAAAAAUGCCCUAUCCAUUCCCAACACUCCAGAGCCAACAGCAAUGCAAGAACCUUUGGUGGGCAGCCAAAAGAGAAAAGCAAGGAAAACCAAGAUCACACACCUUGUCAGGACUGCAGAUGGCCGAGUAUCCCCAGCAGGAGAUGACAAACCAAAGGAGCAACUGCAGAGGAGUCUCCCCAAAGUGCCCGAGACAUACUGCGGUGAUAACUGCUCACACAAUAUGGUUGAGGAGCCACGGAGCAGUACUCCAGAGAUGCCUGCUGUGUCUGCAUUCUUUAGCCUCGCUGCACUGGCUGAGGUUGCGGCCAUGGAGAAUGUGCACAGAGGUCAGAGAUCAACUCCGCUCACCCAUGAUGGACAGCCAAAAGAAAUGCCGCAGGCUCCUGUACUUAUUUCUUGCGCUGACCAGUGACGCACCCUUUAAUUGUAAAACAUUGUGCUUUACCUUCUACCCUAGCCUUGUCUUUACCAGGGAUGCUAGCGAGUCCAUGCGGUGGGAAGUACAGACUGCAGACAAGUGCUUGUGGCCCCACACAGCCCAGAAUCACUUGAAGCAGAACUUAGCAUUCUGGGCCCAUUUGUUGUUUCAGAAGCCACAGUUUCUGAGGGCAGUGUUACUGUGUGAUACUGAGCAAAAGCAAAGGGACCUGGACCUUUGCUUUGCAUGGAAGGAAGGCUUUUGAUGGUGACCAGUGGUAAAUUGGUAAAAGGCUGCCUUUGCUGUAGCUCAUCCAGCAUCUCUUUUACCAACCAGAGAGUGUGAAACUAGUUUCAUAUAUUAUCUAGUUAUUCUUUCAAAACAAACAAGAAAACCCUGACGCACUGCACUAGUUAUUAUUAGAUAUUCUUAGUCUUUUGUACAUGAAGAUUUAAGUUCUAAGAUGGUUUAUAUAAUAGGUUAUACCUACAUUUAUAUUGUAGAAUAAAUAUUAAAAAGCCUGUACCAGAGACUCCCAAGCAGCGUGGGCAGGCGGACGUACCAUUGUUAGCGGUGUAUGCUCGGCCUCGUGGUCCAUAUAUUCUGCACUUUUUAUAUUUGCCACCAGAGUGGUAGUGGUAGUUUGCUGGCAGAGAGAGAGAGAGAGAGAGAGAGAGAGAGAGAGAGAGAGAGAGAGAGAGAGAGAGAGAGAGGAGAGAUUGAGAGAUUGAGAAAGAGAAUAUUACAAUUCUUACAAUCUGAAUUUUUUUCUUAGCCUUGAGUGACCAAGAAGAAUUUGCUUGGGGCAAAUUGUGGCAAAUAUUUUCCCAGACAGGGGAAGCGUCCUGCAGAUUACAGAUUACUGAUGUUUUCAUGCCUUGAGGAUUCUUUUAUUUUUACACAGGGGUCUAAGUGACCAAUGGAUCGUUCAUAUAAACAAACAAAAAAAAAAAAAAAGACAAAAAUAUUAUUCAGAAGUGACCUUAGUAUUACUUCAUUAUUCUAAACACAUUGAAGAUGCUCACUUCAUAUGGACUUGGAGCUUCAGACCUUUUCCAUCCAUCACAGACAGACCGGACGGGUUGUGAUUGCUAUGCACGGCCUAAUAGGCACUGCGGGUUUUAGGAGCCAUUUGGAGUUUGUAUCGUUGAGGAAGUAUUGAGUGAACGAGGGGGAGGCGUGUCUGAAGUGCGCCUCUCAGUCAGAUCCACCUACAAGUUUCUGUUUCCUUUUUAUGUUUUGUUGCUUUUAAGCAUAAAACCAACCAUAUGCCAGUGCCAAGUGGAUUAGCUGGCUUACAACAUUCAACAUAUUGACUUAACCACCUGAUGUUCACAGUGUCUUGUUUCCUAGCAACAGAUGCAAAGUGAUACAUCAAAAUUAAUCUGAGGCUACAGAUUUUACAGGGUAUUUGUUCCAUAGCACAAAGUAUUUCCCCACUCUUGCAUCACAGCACAAACUACCAAAUUUUAAUUUUUGGAUCCCAGCAAUAAUUUUUAAUAGUUUUCAAACUGGUGGAAUUUUGAUAGUGCUAGCUGGAGUUUGAAGCUUUUGAAUUAGAUCUCUAAAUGGUGACCGUUUACAUGGUUUUAUCUAGCUUUCUUAUUUAUACUUGACUGAAUUGUAAUGUUUUUUUUUUCUAAUUGUAAUUUGACCUAAUAGCCAUAUAAAAUGACUCUAUUAAUACUGUCUAGGUCUAGCUUCUCACGGUUGUAUAUAUUACUUCAGUUCAGGUGCUGGAAAAUAUGUACAACAAUACUAACAGCAUUGAAAAAGAUAGAAGUUUGUUUUGUUUGUUGUUGUUUUUCCAAAGCAGGUAGGGAGGGCCACAAAGUAUUAGAAUUAUGUCCUCAGACUUUAUGUUUAUUGUGGGGAUGAAGGAAACAGGAAGUAGUAAAAGGUAAAUCAGUAGGGAUAGCUUAACCCCAUUUGCAUAGAAAUAAAUCAAGUGAAGAGCCCCAGAUUUUAGCAUACUAUUUUUACUAUGAAAACUUUUAAUAAUAUUUUCUAAAUUUCAAAACAAAAAACUGAAUGAUUGGAAAUUGCUGGGUCCUGAUGUUGGUGGCUGUUGGAGUUUUGGACCACUUGCUAACAGUGAUUUAAACACGAUAAUUAGCUAACACCCCCCCCCCCCCCAAAUAAUAAUAAAAAUAGAAAGCCAACAAUUGCAUUGGUGCAGAACAUGCAUCUUGACAAUGGUACUAACUUGUUAUUCUCUAGAACACAUUAGAAUAGAUCUAUUUUUGCCAGAGCACCCCCCCUCAGUCCCCCGAAACAUUUCACUAGAGUCCUUUAAGAGAUUGCUGUAUAUUCCUAUAUUCCUUAGACCUUUUUUUUUUUUUUUUAAAGAAGCAAACAAGAGAUAACUUUUUUCUACGUGGUUAAUAUCUUACCUGGUCUGCUUUUCCUAAA
This is a messenger RNA of Arvicanthis niloticus (Nile rat), 5547 nucleotides long. It is a transcript of the gene Bbx, whose product is annotated as BBX high mobility group box domain containing. The record is from RefSeq and is a predicted model, not a curated record. Gene Ontology annotation, molecular function: DNA-binding transcription factor activity, RNA polymerase II-specific; RNA polymerase II transcription regulatory region sequence-specific DNA binding. Gene Ontology annotation, biological process: regulation of transcription by RNA polymerase II. Gene Ontology annotation, cellular component: nucleus. Lineage: Eukaryota; Metazoa; Chordata; Mammalia; Rodentia; Muridae.